UGGAGAUUUAGAACUAGAGAUUAUAACCAUGGAAGGAAAGAACAGUGAAGACCUCGCUCAAGAGCAGAAUGGAGUACAUAGAGAGCCUCAUCCAUACGUAGUCCCUGACGUGUUCAAGGAUUUUAGCCAGAGAACAGUCUGCUUUGUUGGCAAGGUCAAGGAGAUCAAAGAAGUUAAAGACACCAAACGGCUUGUCAUCACUAGAUCUGAUAAUAAGACUGAAGUUCAAGUGAACAACUACAAAGGUGAUCCAGGCAUCACUGGGAAAAUCAUUGAGAUUCGAGGAAUUGUUAAUAAAGAUAACAAGACUUUAUCUUAUGGACAACAUACUGUGUUCAAUGAUCAAUUCGACCAAGUCGGAUUUGACAAAAUGCUUGAUUACUAUCAUGGGUUAUGCAGACACCUAAUUCUUGGAAAAUAAUUAAUAAUUUCAAUAAAUAUAUCCUGAA
This is a messenger RNA of Moneuplotes crassus, 449 nucleotides long. Lineage: Eukaryota; Ciliophora; Spirotrichea; Euplotida; Euplotidae. The record is from the annotation of a GenBank genome assembly.